Messenger RNA from Abrus precatorius (Indian licorice), 2231 nucleotides. Its product is annotated as probable transcription factor PosF21. Lineage: Eukaryota; Viridiplantae; Streptophyta; Magnoliopsida; Fabales; Fabaceae. Gene Ontology annotation, molecular function: DNA-binding transcription factor activity. Gene Ontology annotation, biological process: regulation of DNA-templated transcription. The record is from RefSeq and is a predicted model, not a curated record. The transcript has 4 exons. Gene Ontology annotation, cellular component: nucleus. The coding region runs from base 390 to 1886 and encodes 498 amino acids.
AACACGUGAACAAUAAAAAACGUGCCUUUCAGCUAAGUUAACACGCUAAGACAAGGCCGUAAGCAACACAGUUAGUAGUCAUAAGAACCGAAGAAGAAUUAUUACACACAAACACAACACAACACGACUACCUCGUCAUCGUCAAUUCAGAAACAUUCAACACACUUGAUGUUGCUGCUCAUAGACAGUUCCACCACCGAAUUUUGGAGCUCAAGUUCGUGAGUCGCGGGUUUUGCUUGAGAUAGGGUUUUCUUCACAGCUCUCUCACGAGGUACUGUGUCUUUGAUCGUGUCAAUUCGGUUGUUUUGCAAAAUUGAGGGUUUAUUGUUAAGAGCUUUUGGUUAAUUGAUUGAUAGUGGUGUGUUGUGAGUGGGAGCGUAGUGAAGUCAAUGGAAGGUGUUGAUAAACGAAAUAGUGGUGCUGCAUUUGGUGCUCCAUUGCCAAGACCACCAAACCUGAAACCUGGAAUACCACCCUCUCACCCUAAUAUCAAUAUUCCACCUUCAACCCCUUAUUCCCAAUUUUCUCAGCGGUUGCGUUCUCCGGGCUCGUCUCAUUCAAGGUCUCUGUCUCAACCUUCAAUUUUCUCGUUAGAUUCCUUGCCCCCAUUGAGUCCUGCUCCUGCUGCUACCUCCAUUUUUGACUCAGAUAUGUCUGUGGAGGAAAGUGUGGUUUCUUCUCAUGCUCCUUCGCCUCCUUCUGUUCCCCUUAACAGAGGGAAUCCCCUUCUUCCUCCCCGUAAAGGACAUAGGCGCUCUAGCAGUGAUUCCCCUUUGGGAAUUUCUGGUUUUAUACAGUCUUCUCCGCCGCAGUUGGUUCCCCCUAGAGGCGAAGGGUCGGGUUUUGAGAAGCCGAUUCAGUUAGUCUUGAAGGCGCCGUUUAAGGACGGCGACCGUGCUGAUGAGCCUGUGAAUGGGAGGAAAGAGGAGGCUGCUGAUGAUUUGUUUAGGGAAUACAUGAAUUUGGACAACAUUGAUAGUCUGAACUUUCCUGGUGUGGAGGAUAAGGAUUUGGAUAGCAGGACCAGUGGUUCCAAGACGGUUGAGAGCAGUGAUAACGAAGUUGAGAGUCACGCCAAUGGGAAAACCAGUGGUGCUCAGGGGGCCAGUUCGAGCUGUUCGGAGGAAAGGAGGGAAGGAAUCAAGAGGAGUUCAAAUGGGGACAUUGCUCCUAGUGGUCGGCAUCGAAGGAGUUUCUCCCUGGAUAGUUCCAUAGGAGACUUUCACAUUGAGGAUGGGUUACCUAAGCUUCCUCCUUUGAAAAAUCAAUUUGGUCAACUCUCACCUAGCAAUUCAAUAGAUGGCAAAACGUCUGAAACCACCCCAGAGUUUGGAAAUGGAGAAUUCAGCAGUGAGGAGCUAAAGAAAAUAAUGGAAAGUGAUAAACUUGCUGAAAUUGCCUCGGCUGAUCCCAAACGUGCAAGAAGAAUUUUGGCUAAUCGUCAAUCAGCUGCUCGUUCAAAGGAGAGGAAGAUGCGGUACAUUGCCGAAUUGGAGCACAAGGUGCAAACUCUUCAGACAGAAACAACCACAUUGUCUACUCAGUUUACUAAAUUACAGAGGGAUAAUACUGAGCUUAAAAAUGAGAACAACGAGUACAAACUAAGGCUUCAAGCAAUGGAACAACAGUCUCAAUUGAAAGAUGCUCUGAAUGAGACUUUGGAUGCUGAAGUCCGGCGUUUGAGGCGCGCUGUUGCAGAACUUGGUGGGGAAUCGCUCACGAGUUGCAUGGCUCGACAGCUUGCUAUUAACCAACAAAUGUUCCAGUUAGAGCAUCAGCAGCCCAACCAGCAUAACCAUUUUCUACUGCAAAAUCGUCAUACUCAGGAAGAGAGAGAGUCUCGGUCACAACAGAUUCAAGGCAAUGAAUUGCAUCCCAAGCCUUAAAUUUCGAAGCAAUAUAUUGCCAACUGAUAGCGCCAAAUAGUGGAAGCAAAUAGUAACUGGUUGCUGUUGAUUCAAAUAGAGAUAAAAUACUUUUGUACAUGGAGCUGAAGGGGUAUAAUCAAUCGUAUAUAAGCACUGGUCUAGCAUUAGUUUGCUGGUAGUUUCAUAAGAUCAUUUCAUCAUCUUUAUUUCAUUUAUUUUUUUGACUGUUUCACCCCGCAUAUGAACUCCGAGUAUUCUAUUCAUGUUAGUAAACCUUGUACAUCAUGAAUACAACCCACCUUUCCUAUUGGAAGGGGCCAUGUUGUUGCAUAAUCUAUUUUCUUUCAAGUUUUCGUUGUUAUU